UUCUGUACAUGUCUGGAGCGCUUCACACUGACUAUGUCAGUUAGUAGGACCGCCUGAUACAGUAGCCGACGUAACGUGAAGCCGGUGUCAAUCUGGGCCAAUCUUGGGCACUCUGUGGCAGCCUCUUGCAGCAUGGACAAUACAAGCAAAUGGUGGCCGAAAUGGUGCGUGCGUCACACCAACAUGUACAUCUACAGCAGUCACUUCUUGUCUUCAUGGGGAGAUCACAUGUGGAUAUUCGGGUCUGGCCUGCUCUUGGUGGAGAUCCUACCCGAGUCCCUGCAACUGACGGCCAUCUACGGUCUGAGCGUGGGUGUAGCGGUGCUACUGUUCGGGGCACUGAUCGGAGACUGGGUAGACAGGACAGGGAGACUUCGAGCCGUCCAGACAGCACUGAUAUUACAGAAGACAUUUAUUGUACUGUCUGUUACGGCUGUCUGUGGCUACCUGUGGCACAGAGACUCAACGGAGGAACCUAUGGUGGGCUGGAAGCGCAAUCUCUGUUACGGAUUCAUAAUCCUGUUCGCGGUGUUGGGUAAUCUGGCCCAGGUUGCACGUGUCAUUACCAUAGAGAGAGACUGGGUUGUGGAAAUCUGUGGUGGGAACAGUGAUAUGCUGGCCAGUAUGACAGCUACAUUGCGCCGGAUCGACCUGGGAACCAUGGUCCUUGCUCCGAUCGUCACGGGUCAGAUCAUGACUCAUGUCGGUCUGAAGAUCGCUGGUGUGUUUAUCGGCGUGUGGAAUGCUCUCUCCGUCUUCUUCGGCUACUAUCUCAUGUGGAAGGUGUACCAGACUGUGCCAUCUCUCAGGAAGGAUAAGAAACUUUGGAAAGAUAAAGGCCUCGGUUCCUCAAUCCUCCAUGAAGACAGCCAUAUAAAGUUGUCAGAUGUCACAGGCUACGCAAAAGUCAACUUUAAAGAACCUCUGGUGCCAGAAAACGUGACGGCGUUGGACGACCCAGCAAAACCACCACUUGCUGAAAGGGAGAAUGACGUCGAUGAUGGAGACACUAGCUGCAUGAGCCGCAUGCUGUACAGUUUCAUAGUGCUGUACCGGGGCAUGCAAACCUACAAGAAGUAUGACGUCUUCCGUGCGGGCCUUUCCCUCGCGUUCCUCUAUCUGACUGUCCUCGGAUUUGACGGGAUCACUGUAGGCUACAUAUACACACAGGGCGUGUCAGAGUCCACCCUGGGGCUAUUGAUGGGCGGGGCAGCCUUGAAUGGCGUCUUCGGAACCAUGGCGUACCCGGUGAUCAGGCGUCGAAUAGGCAUCGUGAGAACAGGACUCUUUGCACUGGGAGCUCAGUGGAUCUUCUUAACACUGUGUGUCCUUUCUAUCCUCUUGCCCGGAAGUCCCUUUGACCCUUACUACUGGUCCAGGUCGCCGACAGACCUAACCGACAUUGUCAACUGCACUUAUAUCAACGCUUCCGUCGCAGACGUGGUUCCACUCGGGGCGGGGUUGUUCAACGUCACUGCUGAUGGUGCUGGGGGUGCCUGCCAAGGGAUGGCAUCGACACCAAUGUCAAUCAUCUCCAUCUGUGUAUUUAUGACUGGCAUCAUUGGAAACAGAUUUGGGGUAUGGAUGGCGGAUUUGACCAUUACCCAGCUGUUUCUCGAGACCGUGGAGGAAUCUGAAAGGGGUGUGGUUAACGGAGUACAGACGUCAAUCAACAUGCUAAUGGACAUGCUGAAAUUUGCACUUGUGGUUGCUUUGCCACGCCCCCCACUGUUCGGGUUUCUGGCAAUCAUAUCGUUUUGUUCCGUCACUACAGCCGAUAUACUGUAUGCAUCAUAUUCAAGAAAAGCGAGAGGCCACCUUUUCCAUUUUGCUGAUUGCGGGACGCCAGGACAGAAGACGAGAACUCAAGAAAACAACUUAAAGGCUUAAACGGCAUACAUAUACUAUUCUUCUUAUCUAAAGUUCAUUGAGUCAUGAGAUUUUAUAUUGAUGAGAGCAAGCCAUUUGUUUUUGAAUGUUCUUUAGAAAACACGAUAAGAUAACAAAAUGGAUCCAUCUUGAAUAACACUGAAAGGUUAUUUUUAAGUACAAUAUCUAAUAUGGCUGUCAAGAAAUUAGGUCCUCGUUUAAUUUGGGCUCAAGCUUAAUAUUUUUUAUAUUUAGAUUUAAAUAAGAAUACAUCCAAAUUUUGAUUAAGCAACAAUACCAAUUUCUGUGCUCUUUACACAAACAAAGAUGACGUUAUUAUUAGGUAUGUACGGCAGUUUGUUAGAAAAAGUGAAUCUGAGGAGUUAUAUAUAUAUAUUCUUAAAAACAAUUAUCAUAAAUUCAUUUUUUAUAGCACUUUUGGUGUACUUUACACAAACUAAGGUGACCUUAUCAUGAGGACUGUACCGCAGUUUGUCAGCGAAAGAAAAUCUGAGAGGUCAUAAUCUUUUUACCGUGAAACAGUUUAAAGUGGUUUGUUGUGUACAUAGCCCUAAAGGCUGAUCGUUUAUCCUGCAUAAUUAUGUUUGAUUUUCGAAUAUAAAUAACUUGAUAUCAUCGUUUCAUUUGCCUUUCAUAAUACAGCUAUUUGCACAUUAUCUUUCUGGCUUUCUCAGCCUAUAUAAAGCCACAGUAUCUUCACGCAUCAUACCUGUUAAAUGUUUAUUUUAGUUAUUUUCACCUAUUGUUCUGGUUGUUUGCAUAAUAUUUGUAUUAAAAUGUAAAAAAAUGGUUUCCUUUGUUUGUAUAUAACAUUUUGGAAUAAGGUUAUUUAUUAUGAUGAUCAUGUCAUUUACGUUUACACGUGGACAAAACGUGCAUAAUUUAUCAAACUAUAUUUUUUUAAUUC
Molecule: messenger RNA, 2797 nt
Organism: Haliotis rufescens (red abalone)
Lineage: Eukaryota; Metazoa; Mollusca; Gastropoda; Lepetellida; Haliotidae
Product: solute carrier family 40 member 1-like
Exons: 8
Coding region: 133-1890 (585 amino acids)
Biological process (GO): iron ion transmembrane transport
Cellular component (GO): membrane
Molecular function (GO): iron ion transmembrane transporter activity
Source: RefSeq, a predicted model, not a curated record